Pseudozyma flocculosa PF-1 is the source of this 3336-nucleotide messenger RNA. RefSeq lists its product as uncharacterized. Gene Ontology annotation, biological process: lipid metabolic process. NCBI's taxonomy places the organism in Eukaryota, Fungi, Basidiomycota, Ustilaginomycetes, Ustilaginales, Ustilaginaceae. The transcript is spliced from 4 exons. Gene Ontology annotation, molecular function: protein binding; phosphoric diester hydrolase activity. Bases 1 to 3336 code for a protein of 1111 amino acids. The record is from RefSeq and is a predicted model, not a curated record.
AUGAAGUUCGGAAAGCACAUCCUCAGCCAGCAGAUCUCUGGCUGGGGCGCCUUCUACCUCGACUACAAGUUCCUCAAAAAGAUCAUCAACUCGCUCGAAAAGGGACGCCUCGCCGAUGCCGCCCUCUUUGCCACGGGAGUGCGGCCCGACUACGGCGCCAACGGCGAGCGCGCCGACUCGCCCGCCCAGCCGCAGCUGCUGCCCAAGAUCGAGGGUUCCGAUGAGCUGCAGAUCCACAAGGCCGCCUUCUUCUUCAAGCUGGAGCGCGAGCUCGAGAAGAUCAACACCUUCUACCUCCAAAAGGAGGCCGAGCUCAAGUCGCGCCUCAAGACGCUCAUCGACAAGAAGCGCCUCAUCUUCCAGGCGCGCAACUCGGCCAAGCUCUCCAAGGACUCGCCCUCGUACGUGGCGCUCUACGAGGGCUUCCGCUACUUUGAAAAGGACCUCAGCAAGCUGCAGCAGUUCAUCGAGAUCAACGCCACGGGUUUCCGCAAGAUCCUCAAGAAGUGGGAUAAGCGCUCCAAGUCGCAGACCAAGGAGCUCUACCUGGCGCGGCAGGUCGAGGUGCAGCCCUGCUUCAACCGCGAGUUCAUCGCCGAGCUGAGCGACAUCGCCGCCGCCAACCUCCUCGAGCUCGAGAACCUCUCGCACGGGCGCGGCUGGGCCGACGCCACGAGCCCGGCCAGCGGUGACCUGAGCGCCGACAAGAAGCUCGACUUUGCCGCGGCCCAGAGCCAGGACUUUGACGCCCUCGCCGAGCUCGAGGCCAACCUGGCCGAGGCCAUCAAGGCCGGCCGGGUCGGGCCCGCCGCCGAGAUGGUCCGCAUCGCCGCCCAGAACGAGGACGCGACCAGCGUCUCGCGCAUCGUCUGGCGGGCGCUGCUCGAGUCGCCGCCGCCCGCCGUCGAGGCGGCGCUCGCCCAGGGCCUCGCCGACUAUGGCUUCGUCGACGACAUCAGCUCCCGCACCUGCCUGCACGAGGCCGCGCUGGCGGGCAAGCUCCAGCUGGUCAGGGCCUGCGUCGACAACGGCGUCGAUGUGGCGAGACAGGACAUCUACGGCCGCACCGCCCUCUCGUACGCGGCAAUGACCGGCCACACCGACGUCUGCGCCCACCUGCUGUCGCUGCCCUCGGUGACGGCGGCCACCUACGACCUCGACGGCUUCUCGCCGCUGGUGCUGGCCGUGAUGAAUGGCAAGACCGAAGCCGUCCGGAUCCUGCUCGACCACGGCGCCAGCGUCGAGCCACGCGACACGACCGACCUGAUCCCGCUCUGCCUCGCAUGCUCCGGCGGCCACGCCGACAUCACCCGCCUUCUGCUGCAAAAGGGCGCCAGGAUCGCGUCCAACGCCGAGGGCCUCUAUCCACAGGCGCUCGCCGCCCGGGCGGGCCACACGGCCUGCCUCCGGCUGCUCGUCGAGUCCGGGGCGGACCUGGAUGCGCCGGAAAAGGGCACGCAGUGGACGCCCGUCUUCUUUGCCGCCGAGAACGGCCACGUCGAGUGCCUCGAGGUGCUCAUCGAUGCCGGCUGCCGUGUCGGCCUGGUCGAUGAGAAGGACAGGAGUGCCGCCUUCUACGCCGCCUGGAACGGCAAGAUCGCAUGCCUGCUGCUAUUGCUCGACGCGGCGCAGAGGGCAGGACCCGACGAGGCCGCCGCGGACGAGGCGGCCAAGGCGGCCAAGGCGGCGGCCAAGGGUGUGGCCGCCAAGUCCAGGGCCAACAGCGCCGACGAGCCCAUGGACGAGCUCGACCUCGACGGCGAGAUGGACGGCAUCCCCUCGCUCUCGCUGCCCCCGCCCAUCAUCCCGUUCCGCACCUACGGCCACAACUACCUGGACAAGCGCAUCCUGGUUUCGAUCUCGCUGUCGAACAACUCGGUGCGCCUCUACAAGCAGCAGGACCCGAACCGGCCCGAGCAGUUUUCGACGUCGUCGCUGAAGCUGGUCAUGACGUCGCGGCCGGGCGAGUCGAACUCGGCCAUCCCGCACAAUGUGGUGCUGCCGCUCGCCGACGAGCGCGAGGUGUUCUCGUUCCAGGUCGACAGCCUCGAGACGUUUUCGGUCGAGUGGGAGCUCAUGCCGACGUUUGGGUCCAAGGUGAUUGGCAAGGCCGUGGCGCUGCCGAGCUCGUUUGAGGGCAUGACGGACCGCAAGCGGUUCGUGCUGCCGCUGCAGGACGUCUACCUCAAGGUGGUCGGCGAGGUCUCGUUCGAGCUCGACUUUGUCAAGCCCUUUGACAGCGUCCAGCUCGAGAUUGGCGGGCGUGUCGAGACAUACUGGAAGAGCAUGCUGCCGAGCACGUCGUCGGGCGGCGCGGCCGCCGGCGUCGGCGUCGGCCCGACGCGGAUGACGCCCAACAGCGGCGUCGGCGCAUCGUCGAUCCUGGGCCAGCACUUUGCCGCCUCGACGCCCGGCGAGUCGGCCAACGCCGCCGCGGCCUCCCAGCUUGCGACGCCGAUCCUGGCCGCACCUGCGCAACCCACGCUCGUCACCGGCUCGUCGAUAUCGGGCGAGUACCUGCGCGUUGUGGUGCAGGUCACGAGGGACGGCGUCGCUGUCGCCUGGCCGCACAGCUUCCUGCCGCUCAAAGGGCUCGAGGUCUACGUCGGCAGCGUCACUGCUGCCGAGUUUGUGUCGCUCGCCCAGUCCACCGGCACGCUGCUCGACUGGGACGCUGCGCAGGGCGAGCGCGCGUCGUGGGACGACUGGAAGACGGCGCUCAAGGGCCGCGUGGCGCCGCUCGAGAAGCUGUUCGAGAUCCUGCCCGUCUCGAUCGGUGUCGACAUCGAGGUCAUGUACCCAUCCACGGCCGAGGUCCGGCAGAAGCCGGGGAUGCCCAAGAUGGAGGUCAACGCCUUUGUCGACACGAUCCUGCACACCGUCUACGCCGCCGCCACGACCAACAAGGAGCAGAGCCGCAAGAUCCUCUUUUCAAGCACGAGUCCGACGGUGUGCACCGCGCUCAACUGGAAGCAGCCCAACUACCCGGUCUUUUUCGGCUCGCACUGCGGCAUCUCGGGCGAGGCGAGCCUGCGCGGGCAGCUGGAGCCGACGGCGCGGCAGGAGACGGACCCGCGCCGCGAGAGCAUCAGCGAGGCGGUGCGCUUCGCCAAGUCCAACAACCUGCUGGGUAUCAUGGUCGAGGUGGCGCUGCUCGACCACGUCCCCAACCUCGUCCACAGCGUCAAGGCCGCAGGGCUGCUCCUCAUCACCACGGGCAAGAAGCGCGCGAGACAGGCCACCGCGGCGUCGGUCGAGAUGCUCGACGAGGACAAGGCCGGCGUCGCAGAGGUCGACGGCGAGGUCGUCGAUGGUGUCGUCGUCUGCACCAGUUGA